Molecule: messenger RNA, 3550 nt
Organism: Hydractinia symbiolongicarpus
Lineage: Eukaryota; Metazoa; Cnidaria; Hydrozoa; Anthoathecata; Hydractiniidae
Product: fibroblast growth factor receptor 4-like
Exons: 13
Coding region: 388-3174 (928 amino acids)
Biological process (GO): cell surface receptor protein tyrosine kinase signaling pathway; multicellular organism development; protein phosphorylation
Cellular component (GO): signaling receptor complex
Molecular function (GO): transmembrane receptor protein tyrosine kinase activity; protein binding; ATP binding
Source: RefSeq, a predicted model, not a curated record
AAAAAAUAUCCUAAUUUAUACAAAUAAUAACAAAGAGACAAAAGGAAGGUCAGUUUAUUUUGAAUGGCUCCGAAGUUUUCGUUGUGUUAGACGAAUGAAAACGACUCUCUGUUAAUCGAAAAAUUGAUGAAACAGGCAAAGAUUUUAAUACAGAUUUUAAAGAAAGGAAUUUUUGGUAACAUUAAAAAAGUACAGAAAAGUAUUGAUAUAGUGUAAUUUGGUUUUAUUAAAAUAGAAUUACCGAAGUUACAAAUGAAAUGAAAAGUUUUAACGAACUAUGACAAAAUAUUGUUAAAUAUAGAAAAAAGAGAUUCGUAUAUGGAGUUGGAAGGAAUAAUUUCUUGUGAACAUAUCGAAAAUUAAAAUAUAAAACUUUAUCGAACAGUUAUGUGGUUACAAAGUAUAGAUUUUAGUGUCAAAACAAUCUUGUUAUUAUAUACUUGUUAUUCCCACGUGGCGAAAUUAAUAAAUUGCAAAGUACUAGAUAAUGGUACUAUACUGGUUGCGGAGAAUCAAAAUAUUUACCUAAAAUGUCAAAAUCACACAAAUGGACUAUUUGCAAAAUUUACUUGGACAAGUAAUGCAUACAGCGAAGGGAAAGUUAUGGUUUACGAUUAUGACAUUGCUCAAAAAGAAACAAUAGCUACUAAUUUUACAGGUCGGGUCACGAGAUAUAAUGGAACUUCAUUACAUAUACGGAAUGCAAGACUUGGGGACUCUGGCAACUAUGAAUGCAAUCUUAUAUUUUACAAUCUUAAAUCAAAAACGUUAGGGGUAUCCGAAACAGCAGUAUAUGAUGUGAUUGUUAUAAGUCCACCCAAACGGAUGAAUACCUAUAAUGACCUGGUUGCAGCGCCCAAAGGUCAAAAAGUUACCAUACAAUGUAACGUUCAAGGGCUGUCACCUUUUGAUGUGAACUGGUCUAAAAUAGAAGGAAACUUCACAAAAAAUGUUGUCAUCCGUGAAGAAAAUAAAACAGCUCAUAUGUACUACAUUCGUCAGAAAGAAAUCACUUUUACUAAACUAUCAGAGAGGGACGUAGGGCAGUAUCAAUGUGUAGCAAAUAAUCUUGGGGGUAGUCUUUCGAAACUUGUUACAUUAAGAAUGCAAUCUCCUCCAAUGUUUACAGGCACCAGUACUUACAACAUAAACGUCUAUGAUACUGGAAAAAUAUAUUGUAAAGCUAAAGGAUAUCCAGCAAUAGAGUUUACAUGGAGAUUUUUUUCAAGAGAUGGUGACCUAAUUGUAUUGGCCGCAUCAGCAACAUCAGGAAAGUACUCAACCUCUAACAAUAUAUACAAUAGUAUAACAGAGGAGGGAGAGUCAAGUCUAACAAUCGAACAAGUGGAAAAAUACGACCUGAACUCGUACAUAUGUGUUGCAAAGAAUACAGUUGCUGAAGGUCAAACAGAAAUAAGGCUAGAAGGUUUUGCGCCACCUGAACCCCCUUUUAUUCUGCAAAUUGGAGAAUUUACACGCAAGGUAACAUUGCUGUGGAGGCUCGGCGACAAUGGCGGCAAACCCGUCACUUCUAUCACAAUAAAAUACAGAAACAGCAAAUUCGUAGAAAAAUGGACAAAACUACAAAUAACAAAAUCAUUAACGGAAUACACAAUUACUAAUCUUGAGCCGGGCACGUCAUAUGAUUUUAAAGUGUUAGCCACAAAUGAAAUUGGGGACAGCAAGUACAGUAAAAUCGAAAAAGCAACAACCCCUCUCAAAGAUUUGUCAGGUGGUGAGACAGCGAAUUCAGCAGAUUUCUUUCAAAAGUUUAGUCCACCUGCGAUUAUUGGCAUUAUCAGUGGCACAUUAAUAGCAUUGGUGAUCGGUUUGGUGUGUAUAUGCUUAUUCGUUCGAAGAAUGCAUAAAAGAGAAGAUGCAGAAGUUGUGAACCAACCGAGUUUGAGUUUUGGAGCGACUAUGAUACCAACGCAUCAUUCUGCUACAGAUGGAGGCCAAAUGGAAAUGGAACCACUGGUUGGCACCACAGAUCGGUGGGAAUUUCCAAAAGAUAGAUUAACAAUUACAACUGUGUUGGGUGCUGGUGCAUUUGGUGUUGUAAUGAGAGGUUUGGCACAAGGAAUUAAAGGAUCCGUUGGACAAAUAACAGUUGCGGUGAAGACAGUUCGUGAUUCCACUAACGAUGCAGCUACGAAAGAUCUUUUAGCAGAAUUACAAUUAUUAAAACUAAUACCAGAACAUCCAAAUGUCGUUGGACUGUUAGGUUGCUGUACACGAUGUGAUCAACUAUAUGUAAUUGUGGAAUAUUGUGCGAAUGGUGACUUGCAAGGUUUUUUAAGAAGUAGUCGUGGUAUUUACGAAAGGUAUUAUAAGACUAGCUUUGGCGGAGCAGUUCCGGAUCUCACCUCUAAAAUGUUACUCACAUUUGCAUGGCAAGUAUCAAAAGGGAUGGCACAUCUGUCAACUAUGAAGGUAAUACAUCGAGAUCUUGCUGCUCGCAAUAUUUUGGUGGACGAUCAGUUGAUUUGUAAAGUUAGUGAUUUUGGCUUUGCAAGAGACAUCUAUGUAGAAGAUCAUUACUUGAAACGUUCAGCUGGUGGACGGUUUCCAAUAAAGUGGAUGGCUAUCGAAUCGUUAUUAGACGGAAUUUCAACCACCAAGAGCGAUGUCUGGUCAUUUGGUGUAGUGUUAUGGGAAUUGGUGACGCUUGGUGCUUCACCAUAUCCAGGCAUGAGUUCCUAUGAAGUGGUGGGCUUUUUACAAGACGGUUACAGAAUGCCAAGACCAAAGCAUGCUUCAACCGAAAUCUAUGCUUUGAUGAUGGAAUGUUGGUCUGUGUCUCCAGGAAGAAGACCGCCAUUUAACGACAUCUCUGAACGGUGUUAUGAAUUAGUUCAACGAAGUGACGACGCGGAAUUUAUAAAUAUGUCAUUUUAUCAAGACCAUCUAUACGUGAACUUCGAUGGCAAUAGCGACUCGGCAAUUGGAUCCACCUCCACAACACCUUGUGGCACAUUGGGGCGCAAAGAUCGUGUCAAUACCAUCUCUCAAUCUGCAGCUGUUGGUGGUCCACCUAGACCUUUACGAAGCAUUUCACAAACCUCUGUACCAUCAGGGAGAAGUAACUCCGUAGUUGCUCUGUCGGAACGAAGUGCUACAACGGUGUCAAAUCGAGACGAAAGAGCGGCAUUAAUAACACCUGUUCCACAAUGAACCUUUCUUCAAAAGAAUGUCGACACUUCGUUCUUGACAAGUACAUAAAAGGAAGAAAGAGAAUAAAUUCUCCUGGAAAAGAUUCAAUAUAGCCUUAUUGUAUUUCAGCAUUAACAAAAAUGUCAAGAAGAGUUCUUGUGAUAUGUUGCGAUAAUAGAAUGAGCAGACUCCACCGACAGCAUUUCCAUCAGCUCAAAUGAUGAUCAAAAAUGCAACUGACGGAUAUAGUGAUCUCCUUCAAGAUGACAUUUUCAAAUGUGAAAACACAUAGUAUUUAAAACAUUUUUUUAUUUUUAUUUUUACUACUAACAACGAAAAUUAUUUUUGUAUUACUUAUCUGGCACCCAGUGUUAAAAACUUUGUUGUAUCAACAUUA